AUGCUCCUGGACAUUAAUGGUAAAAUGGUUUCAUCGACAGAAGAAUGUGUGGGACCGAUGCGUCUGACCCGGGAACCGAUCCAGGUGCUGCUGGUGUUCGCCAAAGAGGACAAUCAGAGCGAUGCGUUCUGGUGGGCCUGUGACCGCGCAGGAUUCCGCUGUAACAUCGCUCGGACGCCAGAGUCUGCGGUCGAGUGUUUUCUCGACAAGCACCACGAGAUUAUUGUUAUCGACGGCCGGCAUUCUCGAUACUUUGAGCCCGAGGCUGUCUGUCGGUUGAUACGUGCCACAAAACCUUCUUCUAAAACGGUCAUUCUGGCUGUUGUUCCUCUGAUGCCCCCGGACCAGGACGAGCCGUCUGUUCUUCCUCUCCUCUGCGCAGGCUUCAGCAGACGGUUUGUGGAGAACAGCAGUGUGACGGCCUGUUAUAAUGAACUGGUCCAGAUCGAGCACGGAGAGGUCCGCUGUCAGUUCAAACUCAGGGCUUGUAACUCCAUCUUCACUGCUUUGGAACACUGUCAGGAGGCCGUGGAGAUCACCAGCGAGGAUCACAUUAUUCAGUACGUGAACCCAGCCUUUGAGCAGAUGAUGGGGUAUCAGAAAGGAGAACUGAUCGGGAAAGAACUGACUGAACUCCCCAAGAGCGACAAGAACCGAGCCGACCUCCUGGAGACCAUCAACACCUGUAUCAAGAAAGGAAAGGAAUGGCAGGGCAUCUACCACGCCCGGAAGAAAACAGGAGACAGCAUCCAGCAGCAUGUGAAGAUUACACCUGUGAUCGGCCAAGGAGGAAAGAUCAGACAUUUCGUUGCCAUUAAAAGACCUCAUUACGACAACAACAAUCAAAUAUUUAUUCUUUACGUCACCGAGACCGGAGGAAAGACUCCAUCAGUUCUCGAGGGAGCGAUGGUGAUAAACAUCAUAAACGCAGCACAGGAGAGCAGCCCUGUGACCGUGGCGGAGGCCCUGGAACGCGUGUUGGAGAUCCUCCGCACCACCGAGCUCUACUCCCCUCAGCUGGCCUCCAAAGAGGACGACCCUCACACCAACGACCUGGUAGAGGGUCUUAUGAAUGACGGCCUUCGAAGACUCUCUGGGAACGAAUAUGUCUUUUCCAAUAAUAUCAGCCAAAACCUGGCGAACAUUCCAGUCACUCUGAGUGACAUCCCUCCGUCUAUCGCUGAGAUGCUCAACGACGAAGAAUGUUGGGAGUUUAAUAUUCUAGAAUUGGAAGCAGCGACGCAUAAAAGACCGCUCACGUACCUCGGUCUCAAAAUCUUCACCAGCUUCGGCGUGUGUGAUUUCCUAAACUGCUCCGAGACCACGCUGCGCUGCUGGCUACAGCUGAUGGAGGCUAGCUACCAUUCGUCCAACUCUUAUCACAACUCCACACACGCAGCCGAUGUGUUGCACGCCACUGCCUUCUUCCUCCGCACAGAAAGAGUCAAGAGCAGUCUAGACCAGCUGGAUGUGGUCGCAGCUCUGAUAGCAGCCACGGUACACGACGUGGAUCAUCCCGGUAGGACAAAUUCGUUUUUGUGCAAUGCUAGCAGUGAACUGGCCAUUCUCUACAACGAUACGGCAGUGUUAGAGAGUCAUCAUGCAGCUCUGGCUUUCCAGCUCACCGCACGAGACAGCAAGAGCAACAUCUUUAAGAAUAUCGACCGAAAUCAAUUGAGGACUCUGAGACAAGCCAUCAUCGACAUGGUCCUGGCCACGGAGAUGACCAGACACUUCGAGCACGUCAACAAAUUUGUGAAUAGCAUAAACAAACCCAUGGCGGCGAUAGAGGAGACCAGCACUAGUAGUGUAAACAGUGACGGUGAGGGCCCUGUGAAUUUCAAGAGUUCUCCGGAGAAUAGACUGCUGAUAAAGCGGAUGCUCAUUAAGUGUGCAGAUGUGGCCAAUCCCUGCCGACCUUUGGCGCUCUGCAUCGAGUGGGCAGGACGGAUCUCUGAGGAGUACUUUGCGCAGUUAGGCAUUGACUAUGCAGAGAUGGCGGUGGACCAGCUGGCGGAUUCGAAGGUGCAAGCGCUGCGCACCACUGACUCUAGUUUGAGGUUGGAAGAUGUGGUUUUUCAGGACAGUAGGGCGACGCUUCUGUGUGACAUGUCCAUGAGCAGACCACGUCCUUUGGUACCUGCGGCCUGGCGCUCCCGCAUUUUCGAGGCUGUACACUCCCUGUCUCACCCCGGUGUGAAAGCGACGGUGAAGUUGGUGAGCGCUAAGUUCGUGUGGCCUGGCCUCAAAAAGGACGUUAAGACUUGGGCCUCCACAUGCGUGGCCUGCCAGAGGGCCAAGGUGCAGCGUCACGUUAAAGCUCCCUUGGGUCCUUUUUCAAUUCCCGAGAGACGUUUUGAACAUGUCCAUGUGGACUUGGUGGGCCCUCUUCCCCCUUCCCGGGGGUUCACUCACCUCCUGACCAUGGUGGACAGGACCACUCGAUGGCCGGAGGUAGUGCCCCUGUCGUCUACUACUUCGGCAGACGUGGCCCGGGCCUUUAUUUAUUCGUGGGUGGCGCGGUUUGGGGUUCCUCUCGACCUGACUUCCGAUAGGGGCCCCCAGUUCACCUCGGAGCUGUGGACUUCAGUGGCUGGGAGCUUGGGGGUUAAACUUCACCGGACCACGGCAUAUCAUCCGCAGGCUAACGGGUUGUGCGAGAGGUUUCACCGGACUAUGAAAGGUGCCCUCCGGGCCUCUCUGGUGGACAAUAGCUGGGUGGACAGGUUGCCGUGGGUUUUGUUGGGUUUACGCUCCGCCCCCAAGGAGGAUCUGCGCUCCUCCUCUGCUGAGUUGGUUCUGGGACAGACACUGAGGGUCCCGGGGGAGUUUCUGCAUACCGCCCCUGGCCUGGUUGCGAGGGUGGCUACGCUGCCUUUUUCCCCGGCAGGAGCUUUCAGACCGGUUGCGGCGCACCACUGUGUGCCUCAGGCCCAUGCUCCUAAGGACCUUAUGUCGGCCAGAUAUGUUUUUGUACGUCAUGACGCACACUGUUCUCCCUUGCAGGCGCCUUACGAUGGCCUGUUCCGGAUGCUGGAGACAGGGGACAAGUAUUUUUUGGUUGAGAUUGGGGCUGGCCGAGAUCGGGUCAUGGUGGACCGCUUGAAGCCUGCUCAUGUGCUCCGGGAGGAGGAUGUGGAGUGGGUCCGCCCUGCUCGGCGGGGCCGCCCGCCUAAUCCUGCCCCGGUAGUGGAGCCCCUGCCUGUCCCUGCCCGGAUGGCUACGCCGGUUAAGCGGAGUCGGGGGGGUAGAGUGGUCCGGCGGCCGGUGCAGCAGCAUGGAAAGGACCAGCAGCAGAGGAAGAACCAGCAGCAGGGGAAGGACCAGCAGCAGAGGAAGAACCAGCAGCAGGGGAAGGACCAGCAGCAGAGGAAGGACCAGCAGCAGAGGAAGAACCAGCAGCAGGGGAAGGACCAGCAGCAGAGGAAGAACCAGCAGCAGGGGAAGGACCAGCAGCAGAGGAAGAACCAACAGAGGACGGUCCAGCACCAGCACCUGGCUCUGAAACUCUACGCGUGCAAGAAGGACCGAGAGUCCCGAGACCGGACCAGAGACCGCCUGAGGAUUACUGCGGACCUGGCCUCAUCUUUGGAAUUACAGAUUUAUUUAAAGACUAUCGGGACGUUUGAUUUUGUGUUGGAUGCGUCUGUGAGGAAUCGCUACUCGGACCCGUGCUGGACCUGGACCUGGACCUCAGGACUUUGA
Messenger RNA from Knipowitschia caucasica, 3705 nucleotides. The record is from the annotation of a GenBank genome assembly. NCBI's taxonomy places the organism in Eukaryota, Metazoa, Chordata, Actinopteri, Gobiiformes, Gobiidae.